Messenger RNA from Syngnathoides biaculeatus (alligator pipefish), 2648 nucleotides. Its product is annotated as target of Myb1 membrane trafficking protein-like. Bases 300 to 1790 code for a protein of 496 amino acids. Gene Ontology annotation, molecular function: clathrin binding; phosphatidylinositol binding; ubiquitin binding. NCBI's taxonomy places the organism in Eukaryota, Metazoa, Chordata, Actinopteri, Syngnathiformes, Syngnathidae. The record is from RefSeq and is a predicted model, not a curated record. The transcript is spliced from 15 exons. Gene Ontology annotation, cellular component: membrane; endosome. Gene Ontology annotation, biological process: signal transduction.
AGGCCAAUACAUUAAGUUAAAGGGAGAACAUUACUUUUCAAAAACAGUUUUGCCUGAAAUACGCAGUCGGUGGCCAUUUUGUAAUCGUGUCACGGCGUUGACUGUAUUUUUCAUUCUCAUUUACUUCCGCAUUGCCAGCGGAUUAGCGUUGUUUACACACUUCCUGUGUGCGCGUGCGUGUGUUAGUGUUCAUUCACGUGACAUUCAGAGAGCCUCCGACUCCAGGCAAACUGCAGAGAAGAGCACAGAAGGCAUCCAAGCCAAAGACGACGUCCACUAAACGCUGCCAACCAAACAGGAUGUUUUCUCUCGGGGAAAAGAUGGAGUUUCUGAUAGCAAACCCCUUUUCAACACCUGUUGGCCAAAGAAUCGAACAAGCAACCAGCGGCUUUCGGCAGUCAGAGGAUUGGGGGCUUAACAUGGAGAUAUGUGACAUCAUCAAUGAGACGGACGAGGGCCCAAGAGAUGCAGUCAAAGCCAUUAAGAAGAGAAUUGUGGGUAAUAAGAACUUCAGAGAAAUCAUGUUAGCCCUGACUGUUCUUGAGGCAUGUGUGAAAAACUGUGGCCAUCGCUUCCACGUUUUUGUGGCAUCACAGGAGUUUGUUGAAGGAGUUUUGGUGCGAGCCAUUUUGCCCAAAUAUAACCCUCCCACAGCCCUCCAUGAUAGGGUGCUCAGUCUCAUACAGUCAUGGGCUGAUGCGUUCCGUACUUCCCCCUCCCUUGCGGGCGUGGUGUAUGUUUACGAUGACCUGAGGAGACGAGGGUUGGAGUUUCCCAUGACAGACCUCGAUGCUCUAUCCCCCAUUCACACUCCCAGUAGGACUGUGCCAGAAAAUGAAACUCAUGAGUCCACAAAUGCUCCUUCCAAUCAGUCACAAGCACCAACUCACUCAAGUUCUCCUACUACAAAUACCUCACCUGCAUCCCAACCUUGUGAGGGACCAGCUGCCCUGUCUGCAGUACAGAAAGACAAGUUGCAGCGAGAACUUGCACUGGUAAAGGGAAACCUUACUGUAAUGUCUGAAAUGCUGAAUGAAAUUAAACCUGGACAAAGUAAGCAGGAUGAUACAGAAUUGCUGCAGCAGCUCUACUCAGUGUGUAAGAACAUGCAGACUCGAGUGGUGGAGCUCAUCCCUCAUUUAUUGGAUGAAGGUCUCAUCAAAGAGCUUCUUGUGGUUAAUGAUGACCUCAACAAUGCUUUCAUCCGUUAUGAGAGGUUUGACAGACUUAACAGAGUACAGAAUACAAAUGAAAAGGUACCUGAAAAGAGUCCUGUCAGUGCUCAGAACCUCAUCGACCUGAGUCCAGACCCCCCAACACUGAGCCAGCCCGCUGUCAUCGCGACAAACAGUCAACCUGAACUCAACACAUGGACCAGUCAAACGCAGUCGACUAAACACAAAGAUGAGGAAGAGUUUGAUAUGUUUGCUCAAACCCGAGGCAGCUCCUUAGCCGAGCUAAGAAAGAGUGUUCGGUAUGAGGACCCUGGAGCUGUAGAGGGUCUUGCUGGGGCCCUAGACUCAAGGCUGCAAGUCACAGGAAAUAUGGGACAAGUAAAAAACGCACUUCAGAACAAUGUAGAUAAAUGGGUGUCUCGUGAUAUGCAAGACCAGUCUGCGGUCAGUGAGGGAGUAUCCAGUGAAGAGUUUGAUAAGUUUUUAGACGAUCGGGCAAAGGAGUGCGACCAAAGUAAGGAUACAACCUGUGGGACACUGCCUUCCACCACCAGACUGCCGCCGCAGUCGACAAGGCAAAAGGACAGUUCACAUGACCACCUUUUUUCCCUCUAGGUUUAUGAGGCCAGAAAAAAGACCAAUUAGAUGUAAAAUUGUUUUUGAUUUCAUACAAGGAAUUGUUAUCACACUGAAAUGUGGGUACAGGUAUUCAUAUGGCCUUGAAAACUGUUUCCAGCAAGUGGUACACUUCAGUUCAGCUCAUCAUAUGCUGUUUAGAGCAAUACUUUAUUCAUCCUGUGAGGUAAAUUACUAUAUAUUGUCACAUCAUCAAAAUUCACACAUAGACAACAGUAUUACUACAAUGUGACAACCAACGCAAAGAGCAGCAUUGAAGAGGAAUAAAAACAUCCAAUCUAAGCAAGAAAAAUAAAAAGAGCUUAGGAUGUUUCCUAUUGGUAGGUGGAAAGUAAUAAAUACACUGUAGUUACGCCCCGAUGACGAUAGCUGUGUGACUUGAUCAUUCAGAGGACAAUGCAAUACUUUUGAACAAUCAAUAAACUGCAGUGUGUCUUUGUCUUCCCUUUGGGUAGUCAAAGUUGUUUGUGCUUCAAUGAAAUGGUGUCAACAGUUAGUAGACAAAUGGUGCAGUAUUUUAUUACCCCCUGCAUUUUUGACUUUAGAAAUGCGAAAAUAAAUUCAGCGUGAUACUAAAGUGAACAGAACAGUAAUGCAUGAUGGGGGGACUUGCAUACACAAAAAAGACCUAUAUUAUACCAAUGCUGCCUAAGUGAUUCAUCUGUUUAUCUUUUUGUGCAUAUCAAGAAAGUGCAUGUCUGUAUUUAUGAAAUACAUUUUAAUGUUGAUUAAACAUUGUUUGUCCAGAUAUUUUUUAAAAAUGUUAUCUAAAACUUUCGUUUGCCUUUGUCUCAAGCAGCUUUUAUACUGGCAAAAAUAAAUGAAUGAAUGAAUGAA